Sordaria macrospora k-hell is the source of this 657-nucleotide messenger RNA. NCBI's taxonomy places the organism in Eukaryota, Fungi, Ascomycota, Sordariomycetes, Sordariales, Sordariaceae. The record is from RefSeq and is a predicted model, not a curated record.
AUGCCAUACCUACGCAAAACCCACCCGAACCAGAUCAAGACCUACUCCGACCUGAUGACCCAUCUGUGGCGCCAGUAUCACGAUCCCAACCAGGAGGAGAACGCCCUCCAGAACUUCACAAAGUUAAAGAUGGGGAAUAACAACAACUUCGACUUCUUUAAGAACAAGUUUGUUCGGAUGUCUGGCGAGUGCCAACGUCCCAAAACUCAGUGGAAGCGCGAGCUUUCCCAACGCUUCCGGUUGAAUUGCGACUCUUCUAUCUCCCUUGAAUCUUACUGCAACGACUGCUCCGGUUUUGGCCAAGUGCUCAAGAUCAUCGCAGAAGAGAACAAGGCCGUUUCCAAGUUAGGGAAGGGCAACAAGGGAGAAGGUAAUAGAAACCCCGGUUCUAACUCCAACUCCGCCUCCAAGCCUACCGCGGCCAGUAGUGGCGGUGGCUCCACUCGUCAGACCAGCGACCGUCACGAAGAGACUACCCGACUGUUCAACGAGGGAAGAUGCUUCCUUUGCAAAGAAAGGGGUCACACCAAGCGUGAUUGUUCCGAGAAGGAACGAUUCGACCGUGAACGUCGCGAACGCGUUGCCGCCAUUGUUGACCGUCACCUAGCCCACGACAACAGACAGGAGGCUCCAGCCACCAACGAACAUGGAAACUAA